Molecule: messenger RNA, 669 nt
Organism: Lactuca virosa
Lineage: Eukaryota; Viridiplantae; Streptophyta; Magnoliopsida; Asterales; Asteraceae
Source: the annotation of a GenBank genome assembly
AAAUCAUUCUAGCCUGUAUUUGGAAUACAAGCUUUGUUUAUAUCGCCGAGGGGUACAAAGCGCAAAACCCUAAUUUGCUCACUGAUACUCAGUCCCGUGAAUUAACUCUCGAAUCUUAAUCUGUUCUGAUUCUAUCUGUUUCAUCGAAUUCUUCCUGUGACGAUCGCUUUGUGUUAUCAUCAUCUAUACUAUGGCUGUGAAAGAGAAGAAAUCACCAAAAUCAAGCCUCAAACUUCAUAGCAGCCACGUUUCUCCUCUAAAGUUUGAGAAAUUGUUCGAUCCAGAAGCUUUUUGGGACAAGGACCAAUUAGGUGAUGUACUUCACUGGAUUCGACAAAUAGUUGCCCUUGUAUGUGGAUUGAUAUGGGGUUCAAUUCCAUUGGUUGGGGGCAUAUGGAUUGUUGUAUUCCUGCUUAUUUCUUCUGGUAUAAUAUACGGAUAUUAUGCAAUCAUAUUAAAGGUCGAUGAAGAAGAAUUUGGUGGGCAUGGAUCCCUUCUUCAAGAGGGUCUUUUUGCUUCAAUAACACUCUUCCUGCUGGCUUGGACUCUGGUAUACAGCUUGGCUCACUUUUGAUCUGGUUAAUUUCAUCAUAUUAUUUGCAACAUGUGUAAGACAUUUGAUUCAUUAGUAGCUACGGUUUUGUUAUCAUAUAUACAUGUAGAGUGCAA